UAUCAAUAGGAAAGCUUGAUAUUAAACACAGAUACCACAGUGCCGAAUAAAGGUCGAACGAUAUUAAUUUUAUUUGUACCCGAUGGCGAUUCAUUAACCUAUAAUUGCAAUGGAAUCUCGACUUAUUGACACUAUUUUCGCAACUCUUUUGAAUUUCAUGUUUCCAAUUAGGAUGUUGCUUAGAACAUAUUCUCUGUGCAUCUUGAUGAUAGACAUUUCAUGGGUUGUGGUUAACGGAAUAUACGCAAUUCUGCAGGCAAUUUUUGAAUUGUUGAGACCACCGCCUUUGAAACCUGUGAGACUUGAGACUGCUCUGGUUAUCGGUUCCGGACGUGGGGUAGGCCGUCAGAUUGCCAUCCAGCUGGCUGAUCUCGAUGCGAUAGUUCUCUGCGUGGAUAAAAAUAAGAGCAAUAAUGAUGAUACAGUGCAAAUAAUAAAACGAAAUGGUGGUUCAGCUGUCAGUUACACUUGUGACAUAACAAAACGAGACAAUGUAAACAACUUGGCUAGCCAAGUUAAAAAGGACAUUGGUGUUGUCAGUAUGUUAUUUUAUUGUUGUGGAAUACCAAGCCCGAGAUCCUUAUUAACCCAACCUCCACAAGAUAUUCAUGAUACUUUGGACCUAACAUUGACAUCAUACUUUUGGCUGUUGGAUCACUUUUUACCGGGUAUGAAAACAAAGAAUCAUGGACAUGUAGUAGCUCUAACAUCAGUAGCCGGACUAAGUUAUAUUAAAGAUCAGAUGCCACUUAGUGUAGCUCAAUUCGCUGUUCAGGGUCUUGCCGAAUCAUUAAUGGAAGAUCUGCGAAUAAAUAAGAUAAAUGGAGUUCAUGUCACACUUGUACAUGUAUACCCUUUCAUUGUCAACUCGGAUAGCUCGGAUUUGAGACUAAGAAUUCCUAGUUACUUUGGCACAAUAUCACCCAGUGAAGCUGCAAAAUCAAUCUUAGAGAGCGUUCGUCGAAAUUACCCUGAAGCUUCAGUACCAAAGCACCUGCUGUACCUCGGACACCUCCUGCGAGUCCUGCCGCGGAAGGCGACUGUUCUCAUCAGGGAUUUAUUAGAUACCGGAGUAGACUUUGCUUAAUUCUAGAAUUCAAAAUUUUAGUAGAAAACCAUAAUUGUGCAUUUAUUAAACAUCUUUUUGAAUUUAUGCAAAAUGUUAGAUUUCAUGCAACAUUCUUAUAUUACAUGAAAUUUAAUAAUCUUUUUUAUAAAUUCGUGUAAAAACACACAAUCUAACCGACAUUCCAUAAAAUUAAAGAAAAUUGUGUCUCAUGCGGUGAUAAUAAUUAAGACGUAUGGUCAGACCAAAUAAAAUUAGGUCUUAAAAUACGUGUUAAUUGGAAAAUAAAUCUUUUAGAAAUAAGAUAUGUUAAUAUUUUUGGAAAUUCGUUUU
This is a messenger RNA of Hyposmocoma kahamanoa, 1399 nucleotides long. RefSeq names its product epidermal retinol dehydrogenase 2-like. The coding region runs from base 110 to 1087 and encodes 325 amino acids. Lineage: Eukaryota; Metazoa; Arthropoda; Insecta; Lepidoptera; Cosmopterigidae. Gene Ontology annotation, molecular function: oxidoreductase activity, acting on the CH-OH group of donors, NAD or NADP as acceptor. The transcript has 6 exons. The record is from RefSeq and is a predicted model, not a curated record. Gene Ontology annotation, cellular component: lipid droplet.